Molecule: messenger RNA, 1558 nt
Organism: Leptonychotes weddellii (Weddell seal)
Lineage: Eukaryota; Metazoa; Chordata; Mammalia; Carnivora; Phocidae
Source: RefSeq, a predicted model, not a curated record
GGUUCUUAUAGCGCCGCGGGCGGCGGUUGGCGGCGGGGACGGCACGGACGGUGGCGACAUGGCGACUCUGCGGCUCGUGGUGCUGGCGCUGGCGCUGCUGAGGGCCGAGGUCGGCUCCGGGGCAGGGAGCGGGAUCUGGACUUCCGUAGAUGAUAUUGGCUCCAAGACACGGCUUACCUGUACCUUGAAUCACAGCACCACUGAGAUCAUCGGCCACCGCUGGGUGAAGGGGGGCAAAGUGCUCAAGGAGGAUGCACUGCCCGACAUGAAGACGGAGUAUGAGGUGGACUUGGAUGAGCGCUCUGGGGAGUACUCGUGCAUCUUCCUCCCGGAGCUGGCGGGAAGGACCAGAAUCGAGGUGAAGGGGCUCCCCAACAUCAAGGCCGUGAAGAGGUCAGAGCAUGCCACCGAGCGGGAGACGGUCGUGCUGGGCUGCAAGUCGGACUCCUUCCCCCCGGUCAGCGAGUGGGUGUGGUACAAGAUGGAGAGCUCUGGGGACCAGGUCAUCAGCAACACCUCCCAUAGCAAGUACCUGGUGACAUCCUUGGAGACCAAGACGGAGCUGUACAUCUCGAACCUGGACCUGGAGACAGACCCUGGCAAGUAUGCGUGCAACGGCACCAACUCGGAAGGCACCAGCCAGGCCAUCAUCGUGCUGCGAGUGCGAAACCGCUUUGCCGCCCUCUGGCCCUUCCUGGGCAUCGUGGCCGAGGUGCUGGUGCUGGUCACUGUCAUCUUCAUCUACGAGAAGCGGCGGAAGCCGGACGAGGUCCUGGAUGACGAGGACACAGGCUCCGCUCCUCUGAAGAGCAGCGGGCACGUGAAUGACAAAGGCAAGAACGUGCGCCAGAGGAACGCCAACUGAGGCGUCCAGCUCCGUGUGGAGCAGCUCAGCGUCUGGUGUUUGCAGAUCCUCUCAAAGGAGACCCGCCCUACGAAAGCAGACCACACCGUGGGUCAAAUCACAAUGUUUCUUUCCUUUUUUAAACUGAACUAGGGUUUUCUACACAUAGAAUUCUGUUCCUUAGGGGUUUGUUUUUCCUUUUUAAACAUUUUGUGACCACCUCAGGGGAGCUGUGAGCUUCCUGCGAGACUCCUGUCCUCAGCCCAUCCCCUCAGCUGCCCCUGCCCACCUGACCCCUCGCCGUCCUCCCACUAUCUCCCGCCUGUCCCUCCUGUCCCUUGGGCAUUUAGCCUCCAGCCCGUAGUGGGGGUUUUGAAGGGCAGGUUGGCCUUUUUCUGGGGCUCUACCUCCUGAGACUGCUGGGCCUUGUUGGGACCCUUUGUGGAAGGUCACAGGUCGUGCACGGUGCGAGUGUCCUGCCUGUCUGAAGUCCGUGCUGAUGGGGUGCCUCGGGUCUGUGCGUCAGGACAGCUCUGCACGCAGCUGCUGGUGGGCCCGCGCUGGCCCGCCCUGCCCCUGCCGUCCACACGCCCAGCUGCAGGGGAGUAGUCCGGCGACCACGCUGCAGAACCCCCUCCCCAGCUGCUCCGCAGCAUCCUGACUCACCCACCACCUGCCUGCUCACCAAUAAAGAAAGGCCGACCCGUCUCUUUC